AGGACCCGCUGCUAGGAAGGAGCGGAGCCGGAGCUUGGUGCGGUGCGUGGCUACCGGCGUGUGUGCCCGGGCAGUGUUUCGUGCGCGGCCGGGCGGCGAGCGAGCUGCAGCGGAGCGGCGCCAUCCUUUGGAGGAGCCAUGAAGCACUACGAGGUGGAGAUUCUGGAUGCGAAGACAAGGGAGAAGCUGUGCUUUCUGGACAAGGUGGAGCCUCAGGCCACCAUUGCUGAAAUCAAGACCCUCUUCACCAAGACCCACCCGCAGUGGUACCCUGCCCGCCAGUCCCUCCGCCUGGACCCCAAGGGAAAGUCCCUGAAAGAUGAAGAUGUGUUGCAGAAGCUUCCUGUGGGCACCACAGCCACACUCUUCUUCCGGGACCUGGGGGCACAGAUCAGCUGGGUGACGGUCUUCCUGACUGAGUAUGCUGGGCCCCUUUUCAUCUACUUGCUCUUCUACUUCCGGGUGCCCUUCAUCUAUGGCCACAAAUACGACUUCACGUCCAGUCGGCACACAGUGGUGCACCUCGCCUGCCUCUGCCACUCAUUCCACUACGUCAAGCGUCUGCUGGAAACGCUCUUCGUGCACCGCUUCUCCCACGGAACCAUGCCCUUGCGAAACAUCUUCAAAAACUGCACCUACUACUGGGGCUUUGCUGCAUGGAUGGCCUAUUACAUCAACCACCCUCUCUACACGCCCCCUACCUACGGAUCCCAGCAGGUUAAGUUGGCGCUGACCAUCUUUGUGAUCUGCCAGCUUGGCAACUUCUCCAUCCACAUGGCUCUUCGGGACCUUCGGCCGGCUGGGUCCAAAACCAGGAAGAUCCCGUAUCCCACCAAGAACCCCUUCACCUGGCUGUUUCUGUUGGUGUCCUGUCCCAACUACACUUACGAGGUGGGGUCCUGGAUUGGCUUUGCCAUCAUGACGCAGUGUGUUCCGGUGGCCCUCUUCUCCUUGGUGGGCUUCACCCAGAUGACUAUCUGGGCCAAGGGCAAGCAUCGCAGCUACCUGAGGGAGUUCCGCGACUACCCACCCCUGCGCAUGCCCAUUAUCCCUUUCCUGCUCUGAGCCGUUCCUCGUGGCUCAGCGAGGACUCUCCCCACUGCCCCACUAUCCUGGGGGAGCACUCUCCAGCAGCAACAAUAAACCUGCUCCCCCAGCCUGA
Molecule: messenger RNA, 1162 nt
Organism: Mesocricetus auratus (golden hamster)
Lineage: Eukaryota; Metazoa; Chordata; Mammalia; Rodentia; Cricetidae
Gene: Tecr
Product: trans-2,3-enoyl-CoA reductase
Exons: 13
Coding region: 139-1065 (308 amino acids)
Biological process (GO): very long-chain fatty acid biosynthetic process
Molecular function (GO): oxidoreductase activity, acting on the CH-CH group of donors
Source: RefSeq, a predicted model, not a curated record